AUGAAUCUUUACACUCCCGGUAAUGGGUUGUUUGGAACGCAUGUAACUUGGGAGGAUAUUGAGAAAGAUAUGCAGAAAGAUUUAUAUACCAGCGCCUUAUUUGCUCCAAACAAGACUGCUAAAAAUAUCGCAGAAGGCGGAUUUAUGUCUAGGAUUGUCCUCGUAGACCCAGACUGGCAAAAUGAGGACAAGGAACUCCCGAAACAGUUCAUCGUUAAAAUUAUCACUCAAUUGCCAAUGUUGAAGCUAACGAAAGAAAUGGGAAGAGAUAUCGAUUUUCAAAGUAGCUUCGAGGGUCUUCUGGAAAUUAUAUCUUUGGGAAAUUGUAUUUCUAUCUGA
This is a messenger RNA of Strongylus vulgaris, 339 nucleotides long. NCBI's taxonomy places the organism in Eukaryota, Metazoa, Nematoda, Chromadorea, Rhabditida, Strongylidae. The record is from the annotation of a GenBank genome assembly.